This is a messenger RNA of Dioscorea cayenensis subsp. rotundata (Guinea yam), 1694 nucleotides long. Its product is annotated as small glutamine-rich tetratricopeptide repeat-containing protein. Gene Ontology annotation, biological process: post-translational protein targeting to endoplasmic reticulum membrane. The transcript has 12 exons. The coding region runs from base 241 to 1464 and encodes 407 amino acids. Gene Ontology annotation, cellular component: TRC complex; membrane. Lineage: Eukaryota; Viridiplantae; Streptophyta; Magnoliopsida; Dioscoreales; Dioscoreaceae. Gene Ontology annotation, molecular function: molecular adaptor activity; protein binding. The record is from RefSeq and is a predicted model, not a curated record.
UCUCCACCCGCGAGUUCAACACCGUUCUCUGGAACCCUUCGCGGACCUCCAAACCCUCAUCGAUGACGAAGCUCAGAUCGGACUCUCCGAUCUGCCGCCGCAUCGUCCUCGCCUUCCUCGAUUUCAUCCGUUCAGGAAAGUUUUCACCUUGAUUUUUCAAGUGCCGUGAGCUUGCGUGUGUGGGUGUGUUUUGGAGGAUUGAACUGCCAUUUCUUGGAACUUGAAGCCUGAAAAUAAAUUAUGCAUGUUUGUUUAGUUGAACCAGCUCCCGGGGUAGAUUUAGAAGGUCUUGAUGUUGUCAAAGAUUGUCUGGAGGAGGUAUUUAAGGUUAAUACUUCUAGCAGCAAUGAUGGGAUACAACCUGGUUUGUUAGCUGACUUGUUCAGUUCAGAAGUAGCUAAAUCUCGAGGAUUGGAAUUGGAUUCAGUGCCAGAAGCAAUUGAAUGUACACCAUGCACAAGCUCCAGCUCCCAUCAAUCGAUGGUUUAUACUGAUAUGCAUAAAGAUCAACAUGAUCAACAAAGUACUUCAGGAGGAAUUUCAAAGGAUGAACUGUUUGGAAAAUUCUAUGCUGCUCUUGACAGAAGCAAUUUCUUUCUGACUUCACAGGGUGAAGUAGAAGACCCUGCCCAAGUAGCUAAAGCAACAAGUUUCUUUGAUGAUGCAUAUAAAGAGAUGGAAAAAUCUCAAGUGCAAAUCUUCGAUUUGAGCAACCUUGCUGAAGCCUUAAAGUUAAAAGGUAAUCAGUCCAUGCAGUUGCAGUUGUACUCUGAAGCUGCUGAAAUAUAUGCUUGUGCUAUUGCACUUGACGAGAAAAAUGCUGUUUACUAUUGUAACCGGGCUGCUGCUUACACUCAGAUUAAUAGAUAUGAUGAAGCAAUUGAAGAUUGUUUAAAAUCAAUUGAAAUAGAUCCAAGUUACAGUAAGGCUUAUAGCCGUCUGGGUCUGGUUUAUUAUGCUCAAGGGAAAUAUGAUGAAGCUUUAAGCAAAGGCUUCCUGAAAGCUUUACAGUUGGAUCCAGAUAAUACCACCACUAGAAACAACAUUCAGUUAGCUCAGCAAAAACUUAUGGAGUGGCAUCAACGAGCAGAAUCAGAUAGGAACACAAGACCGUGCCAUGGUCAAGGAUCAUCUUCGCAACAACAAGCUACAGGCUCAUCAAACAGUGGCACCACAUUCACAUCUUUCUCUACAAAUGCUCCUCUUCCUCCUGAUCUCGCCAACCUUAUCAGGAACAUGGCCGCAUCCGCCUCAGGCUAUCAAUCUCAUCCCGACUCCCGCAACGAUCAUGCACGGGAACCAGAAAUCGAUGGUAUAAGGGUGGAGGCUAAUGUGAACUUAGGCGAUGCUCCUCCGGAGCAGCUACCUGGGCAGAUGUCUGAUGUUUUGAGGACAGUUAUGGGAAUGUUCACAUCACAGUUUCAGCCAGAAAAUAACAGGCCUCCAGGGGCAGAUGAAUCAUAGUGAAAAAUGCACCAGUCGUUACCAAAAGAGUGAGAAUUUAUGGUUCAUAGCGGCAGAUCACUUGUAACUUAUUAUUAUUAUUAUCAUUAUUAUUUUCUCUUUUUCAAUCGGUGGAAAUUUAGAUGUGAUAUGAUUCUGUUGGAUUAGAAGGAUCCUGCCCUUGUUGGUGUUUGAGCUUGAUUUGAGAGUAUUUUUAAGUAGAAGAAAAUUCCUGUUUUGUUGGAUCAUCA